Molecule: messenger RNA, 1443 nt
Organism: Vombatus ursinus (common wombat)
Lineage: Eukaryota; Metazoa; Chordata; Mammalia; Diprotodontia; Vombatidae
Product: V-type proton ATPase subunit C 2-like
Exons: 1
Coding region: 141-1436 (431 amino acids)
Biological process (GO): proton transmembrane transport
Cellular component (GO): vacuolar proton-transporting V-type ATPase, V1 domain; lysosomal membrane
Molecular function (GO): proton-transporting ATPase activity, rotational mechanism
Source: RefSeq, a predicted model, not a curated record
GGGUUGCCCAAUUGAAGGAAACUCAGCAUUAGAUUGUUCCCAGACUGCCUCUACUCUCUCCCUUCAGCCCUCCUCGGGAGAGCAUUCGAAACUUCUUCGCUGAGCAGCGGUCAUCUGGGCGAAAACAAAAGGUGUGAAGCAUGUCGUCAGAGUUUUGGUUAAUUUCUGUCCCUGGAGACAGGGAAAACUUGCAGAUUUUAGAGCGGAUGAACAAUUUCACCUCCAAGUCCAACCUGUCCCGAAACACGGACUUCCUUAUUCCCGAUUUCAAGAUGGGGACCUUAGAUUCUCUGCUUAGCCUCUCAGACGAGUUGGGGGAACUUGGCCGCUUGGCCGAAAGCCUCAUGAAGAGAAUGACGAGAAUGACUCGGUAUGUUCUAGAACUGAAGGCAGCCAAGAAAGGUGAAGUUCAGGAGUACCUCUUUGCCGAUGGAGUCACCUUGGCUUCUUUUGUGACCCACUUUGAAUGGGACUUGACCAAAUAUCCAGUGAAACAGCCCUUGGGGGCUAUAGCAGAUACAUUAGGGAAGGAGUUGGCUCAAGUGGAGACUGAUCUGAAAAGCAGCAUCACUGCCUACAGCCAACUGAAAAGAGAGCUGGAGAACAUGGAAAAGAAAUUGCUGGGGAGUCUCUUCACUCGGACAGUGUCCGAUAUCGUGAGAAAAGAGGAUUUUGUAUUGGAUUCGAAAUAUCUCAUCACCCUUCUGGUCGUUGUUCCAAAGGCAAGUUAUUCUCUGUGGCAGAAAACUUACGAAUCCCUCUCAGAUAUGGUGGUCCCUCGAUCCACCAAGUUGAUUGCUGAAGACCAGGAGAACGGCCUCUUUACUGUCACGAUUUUCCAGAAAGCGAUUGAUGAUUUCAAAGCCAAAGCCACAGCCAACAAGUUCACAGUUCGAGACUUUUUUUAUGAUGAAAAACAAAUUCAAAGUGAAAGGGAAGAGCUGACCAAAUUGCUUUCAGCAAAGAAGCAACGUGAUCAUUCCCGAAGAGCUAAGAAUAGCCGCCCCUCUUCCUUCCUGGAUCGCAUUGCGAAAGCCAUCAGGUUGAGGAAGUGCUGGAAGCGUGGAACGAAAAAACAGACAGAGAAAGUGGAAGAGCUGGAGAGUGAGGGCAGCUGGAAGAGUCCAUUUCUGCACUGGCUCAAGGUGAACUUUGGUAAAACACUUCUUGUCUGGAUUCAUAUAGCGGCCUUGAGCAUAUUUGCGGAAUCCUCAUUAAGGUACGGCCUACCUGUGAAUUUUAAGGCAGUAUUGUUACAUCCCCAGAAGAAGUCCCGCAAACGUCUGAGGAAGAUUCUCAACUCAACUUUCAAACACCUGGAUGCAGUGGCAGCCAGUAUGGUGGAUACACCUGUGAAUAUCCCCGGAUUACAACUAAGUAACGAAGAGUACUUUCCUUAUGUCUGCUUCAACAUUAGGCUUAAAUUUCUCGACUAACUUUUUA